AUGGCUUCAGUGUCGCCUCCGGCCACGCCUGCAUCUCCACCUAGACCACAAUUGGAAGAUUAUACCUUUGUAUGCCACGGAUGCAACAUCAUGCUGCGAGGUUUUACUCAAGAGCUUGAGAAAAUCGAAUACGUUGGACCGGGCCAUUGUUCGGGGUGUGAAUUCCGCACCGAAGAUGGAUAUCUUGUACGUGGACUCCGGACCUUAAAUAAAGAAGGACUGGCGGAGUACCGCCAGUGGAUGAAGAAGGAAAUGUUCUGGGAUUUUAGCCAGAGAGCAGCGGCAUCGCGACGGCGGCAGCGAGAAAUUGAUUAUUUGCGUUGA
Molecule: messenger RNA, 324 nt
Organism: Penicillium brevicompactum
Lineage: Eukaryota; Fungi; Ascomycota; Eurotiomycetes; Eurotiales; Aspergillaceae
Exons: 2
Coding region: 1-324 (107 amino acids)
Source: RefSeq, a predicted model, not a curated record